Molecule: messenger RNA, 627 nt
Organism: Mercenaria mercenaria
Lineage: Eukaryota; Metazoa; Mollusca; Bivalvia; Venerida; Veneridae
Product: bile salt-activated lipase-like
Exons: 1
Coding region: 1-627 (208 amino acids)
Source: RefSeq, a predicted model, not a curated record
AUGAUAUUUAUUCAUGGUGGAGCAUUUCAGUACGGAUAUAAAGACGUUUAUAAAUCUGAAGUCUUUGCCGCAGUCAACGACGUCAUUUAUGUAACUAUCAACUACAGGCUUUCAGCGUAUGGCUUUCUAGCAAGUAAAAAGUUCGGACUGAAAGGGAACUAUGGGUUAUGGGACCAACAUAUGGCAAUUCAAUGGGUGCACGAAAAUAUUGAAGCUUUUGGUGGUGACCCCGGAAGGGUAACAUUAUUCGGAGAGUCCGCUGGUGCAGUUGCUGUGAUGUAUCAAGCUCUGUAUGAAGGGAAUAGGGGUAUGGUACAUCGUGUGAUAGCACAAAGUGGAUCUGUUGUGUCUUACUGGACUUACAGCGAAAAUCCAGAUGUCGCUUUUGAGGAUCUUAUUACUAGAAGUGAUUGCAAAAUGAAUACAUUAACUGAAAUACUUGAAUGCCUUCGAGCUCUGAAUAUAUCAGAUCUACAAGACAUAUUUUCAUACGAGACCUUGUUUUUACCUGUUACCGAUGGUGAAUUUGUAAAAUACAACCCAUUCAGUCUGUUCAAGAAAAACACCAAAGAAUCUGCAGAGGCUUUGCGUAUUUUUACUGAUAUUGACGUUAUCAUGGGUACAUGA